AUGGAUCCAUGCAUGGAGCUCAAGCAGAACACGACAAUCGUCGUGCUCGGCGCUUCUGGUGAUCUGGCGAAAAAGAAGACGUACCCUGCGCUUUUCGGUCUUUAUCGAAACCAGUUCCUGCCCAAGGAUGUCAAGAUUGUCGGAUAUGCCCGCACCAAGAUGGAUCACGAUGAAUACAUUCGACGCAUCAAGUCAUACAUAAAGACACCCACAAAGGAGACUGAGCAGCAACUUGAGGAGUUCGCCGGGCUUUGCACCUACGUCUCGGGUCAGUACGACAAGGAUGAGUCGUUCCAGGGUUUGGAGCAGCACCUCCAGGAGGUUGAGCAGGGCCGCCCCGAGAACCACCGUCUUUUCUACAUGGCGCUGCCCCCCAGUGUCUUCACCAUUGUUUCACAGCAUCUGAAGAAGAUUUGCUACCCCAAGAACGGUGUCGCGCGUGUGAUUGUUGAGAAGCCCUUCGGCAAGGACCUUGCCAGCUCCCGGGAGCUUCAAAAGUCACUCGAGCCUGAUUGGAACGAGCAGGAGCUGUUCCGAAUUGACCACUACCUUGGCAAGGAGAUGGUCAAGAACAUUCUGAUCCUCAGAUUUGGCAACUCUUUCCUCGGCGCUACAUGGAACCGACACCACAUCGACAACGUCCAGAUCACCUUCAAGGAGCCCUUCGGCACCGAGGGCCGCGGUGGCUACUUUGACGAGUUCGGUAUCGUUCGUGAUGUCAUGCAGAACCAUCUCCUCCAGGUCCUCACUCUCUUGGCUAUGGAGAGGCCCAUUUCUUUCAACGCCGAGGACAUCCGUGAUGAAAAGGUUCGCGUUCUCCGUGCCAUUCCAGCCAUUGAGCCCAAGAACGUCAUCAUUGGCCAGUACGGCAAGUCUCUUGACGGUAGUAAGCCCGCCUACCGUGAGGAUGACACUGUCCCCAAGGACUCGAGAUGCCCCACGUUCUGUGCACUCGUUGCCUACAUCAAGAACGAGCGCUGGGACGGCGUACCUUUCAUUAUGAAGGCCGGAAAGGCUCUCAAUGAGCAGAAGACCGAGAUCCGAAUCCAGUUCAAGGACGUCACAUCGGGUAUCUUUAAGGACAUUCCCCGAAACGAGCUUGUUAUGCGCAUUCAGCCCAAUGAGAGUGUCUAUAUCAAGAUGAACUCUAAGCUACCUGGUCUCAGCAUGCAAACUGUUGUUACCGAGCUGGAUCUCACCUAUCGACGACGAUUCUCCGACCUCAAAAUCCCCGAGGCAUACGAGUCGCUUGUCCUUGACUGCUUGAAGGGUGACCAGUCCAACUUUGUCCGUGACGACGAGCUCGACGCCAGUUGGCGCAUCUUCACCCCUCUCCUCCACUAUCUUGAUGACAACAAGGAGAUUAUUCCCAUGGAAUACCCUUACGGUUCUCGUGGCCCUGCUGUUCUGGACGACUUCACCUCCUCUUACGGUUACAAGUUCAGCGACGCUGCUGGUUACCAGUGGCCAACAACCAAUGCUGCUGCUCCUAACAAGUUGCUGUGGUUUUGGGCCGUCGACGCCACAGAUGUUCAGAGACCAAAGGGUUGA
Molecule: messenger RNA, 1551 nt
Organism: Fusarium tjaetaba
Lineage: Eukaryota; Fungi; Ascomycota; Sordariomycetes; Hypocreales; Nectriaceae
Product: glucose-6-phosphate 1-dehydrogenase
Exons: 7
Coding region: 1-1551 (516 amino acids)
Biological process (GO): glucose metabolic process; pentose-phosphate shunt, oxidative branch
Cellular component (GO): cytosol
Molecular function (GO): NADP binding; glucose-6-phosphate dehydrogenase activity
Source: RefSeq, a predicted model, not a curated record